CUCCCACUCUCCCUUGCCUCCUCCUUCACAUUGCCGAACGCCGUGGAUGAAGUUGAGAAUCAAGAAGUGCAGCUACCGCGACGUAUAUGGUCCAGUGGCCUAGGCGAGUGAAUGAUUGACGGCUACUGAGGGUGAUGUUGAGAGGCUGGAGUCUCCAGGGCCAUGAGUACAUCUGCAAAUCAAGCCACCUUCGGACAUCGAGUGCACCUCUCGUUCUACCACCAUUACGAGGUUGCGUAAAGGCAUGAAGGAGGAGGCUCUUGCUUUCUCAAGUCCAUGACAACGAAGCCACACGAGCCACUAGCCAGGAUGAGUUCCGGGCAGACGUCCAAGUCAACCUACACUCAGGGUCACAGUGCCAGCGUUGUUGCUUCGCACACAUCCCGCACCGUCGAAAACUCUGCUUCUUUCCUUCUUCCACACCUUAAGCCGCACUACAAGAUUGUAGAUCUCGGGUGCGGUCCGGGAACUAUAACACGAGGGUUUUGCUCGUUCGUCCCACAAGGCUCCGUCACUGGGAUCGACUCGGCAGACUCGGUCAUUGAGCAAGCUCGCUCACAGGCGCCUCAAACGGAAUAUCCCAACCUCAAUUUCCGCGUCGGGGACAUUACCCAGCGCUUACCCUGCGAUGACAAUUCAGUUGAUGUGGUCUACACGCAUAUGACACUCCUGCAUGUCCCUUCGCCUGUCCAAGUGGUUGAAGAAGCCCGCCGCGUCUUGAAACCAGGCGGUAUGUUGGCGAUGCGUGAAGCCGACCAUGCAGAAUGGGAGCCUAGCACGCCCGCACUGGACAAGUAUAAUAACUUAUUGUUCGAAGCUGCUCGAUCGACUGGUGCUCAAGGGGCAGGUGCAGGUCGAAGGCUUCAUGUGUGGGCUUUGCAGGCUGGCUUCGAGAGGUCGAAGAUGUCCAUUGGCGGCGGGGCGACUGUAUAUACUGCACCUGAUGAGUCGAAGUGGUGGGCGGAUGUGCAUGUUGGGCGACUUGAAGGUGAGGUUGGCAAGAUGUGGCUCGAAAACAAGCUUGUCGACAGCCAAAAGGAUGUCGACGACAUGAAGGCCGCUCUAAGAACCUGGAAGGAGAGUGAUAACGCUUGGUACGGCGGUCUACAAGGCGAGGUGAUAUGCUGGAAGUGAGCAUGCACUAUCGGCUACCCUAGAUUGCCAUGGACAGUCGGCC
Molecule: messenger RNA, 1177 nt
Organism: Exophiala viscosa
Lineage: Eukaryota; Fungi; Ascomycota; Eurotiomycetes; Chaetothyriales; Herpotrichiellaceae
Product: ubiE/COQ5 methyltransferase
Exons: 1
Coding region: 277-1134 (285 amino acids)
Biological process (GO): ubiquinone biosynthetic process
Cellular component (GO): mitochondrion
Source: RefSeq, a predicted model, not a curated record